AUGCGGAAGCAUUUACCGCUCUCUCCAAAUGACCCAGUACACGCAGUGUUGGUGGAUGCACAGCAACAAGUACAUCUGUCCGAGGCGUACCAACGCGCGCAGCUCUGCAGCCUUGACGCGACGUCCAGCCGCGUUUCUCGCCCUCUUCGGAAAAACCCGCUGCCGUCUUGGAGAGGCGAGUUCAAGGGCUAUUCCAGGAGGGCAGUUAAGGAGGCAGCUAAGCGCGGUACCUCCAGGAGCCUCAGCAACCCCUUCGCGAUGGGAGCUGGACUGUCGAGGACCCUGAGGACAAGCGAAGUUGACCACCCGAUGCACCAACUGGGCCUCCGACGUCUCCAAAGCAUCAUCGACGAUUUCACCAAGGAGGCAUGCGAGUCCAUCAAAUCACCCCGCCUGGUACUAAACGUACCCCGUGGCGUCUCGGUUUCCCAACGAGCAGCUCUUGGACAAGCUCCCACACCGGUCCGAGGUAUGGGAACGGAGCUAAUUGGCGGCCACCAGCCGAUCACCUUCGGCGAGGGGUUUCACCAAGGGAAGCAUCACAGGCUCGGCAACCUCGCAGGCUUCAUCGCCGUGGCGUUGUCGGAAAGUCGGAUUGUAGCGACAAAUACGGGUAGAGUGGCUAACAAACGGGUUACGUCUCACUCCAGGUACAAGGAACCAGAUUACAUCGACCCUUUACGCCGGGUCUUGGAUCGAGGCUCCAAAGGCUUGGAUAUGGUCAACUCUCCACUGGUGCGAGACUAUGUGCACGUCAAAUUCACCGGGACACUCCCCCACUGGACAUCGCGGAACCCAUUCCAGCCGAUUGUCAACGAAGGCCUCUACAAGUACGACGACUUCGAGACAUACGGGCUGUCGGAGAUCCUCUCGACUCCAGUCAAGCCGCCAACUGCAAAUCAGGAAGGCGAACACUCCCCUGCCCAGAAGCAAGGAUUCAUCUCCAUGACCUUCCUCUUGACGUUACCUUCUCAAGCACCGACUCCUCCAAUGCCUGUUCCUCCGGUACAGCCCGUGUCGGCAACAACCAACGCUCAGGCACCGGCCUGUCGGCAGAAGCCGACCAACCAGCGGAGAAUUCCACACAGCACCAUGCCUCCCGGGCUGCAGUUCUCGUUGGCGGGCAUCCAAGGAAAGCCACACACGUUCUACAAGGGCCUCCUGUGGCGGGAGAUACUGGAGUUUCGGAACGGUGUGCCCGCCCGCAGGCACAAGCCUCCGAAGCGGCAGGUUCCGAAGAACGAAGACAACACGAGGGCGGGUUCAGAGCAAUCUCUCUCAUCUCCUCGGAUCAGCCGUCCGGGGACUAGAAAUCGGUUCAAUCGAAUAGUGUCAACGUUUACGUGGAACGUCUUCUACGACACCUGGAAAUUCUUGGACACGCCGACCAUCGGUUGCAUCCUGGUCGCCUUCAUCUUUCGGGUGACAACUCUCGACGACAAGUUCUUCCUCUUCCACGCACGGUUCUUCUACGCCCUCAGCGCACCUCGGCUGUUCUCGAGGCUGCUCGUGCUCUCGCAGAUCGACGCCACUUUAGGACCGAUGACGCAGGUGAUAUGGAGAAUGAUGUCCCACACUCUGCGCUUUUCGGCUUUCAUUGCGAUGGUCAUGCUGAGCUUUGCGCUGGCGUUCCAUGCGGUGUUUCACACUUGCGGGGAGCACAUAGAGCCUCAGUGCACCUUCGAUGAUGAUGAUGCGUUCCCCAUUCGCGACGCCUUCGGGACGUUCGGAGAUUCGUUCGUGACGGUGUUCACCGACUGCAGAUGCAACCUGCCCGAGGGCGCGCGAAAUGCAGGGAUUUUCUUGUUGGUGGUCUACAUGGUCACCAUGACCGUGGUUUUGCUGAAACUUCUCAUCGCUGUGCUCAGCACCACCCACGGUAAAGUGUACGAUAACGCCGAAAAAGAGUUCCACCACGCGCGGGCGUGCUUCAUCUACCAGAGCGCGCGUGUUGUCUCUCGCUCUCGACCCCCGCCACCACUCAACUUGAUCAAGCUCGUCUGCGGCAUCCUGUUGGAUGCUGGGACCAUGUUGUGGAGGGCUGGCGCGUGGUUUAGACGCGGACGCUCCCAAGCCAAGAUGCUGAAACCCUUCUCAACAUCGCAUCAGCGGAAAACCCUUGAAGGUGGUCUGCAGAGGUUGGAGUUCGCCUUCACAUUCGGCGUUGCUGCUGUCGGGUUGUCUGCGAUCCUGUGGAUAGUGUCGGUGCCGUGGGUCGAUUCGUGCCUGCAUUGUUUAGUUCAUAAAGCGGGAGAAGCCGCAUCUUGGCUACUUCAGACGAUUUUUUCGGGAAUCAGAUCUAUGUUCUCUCUGUUGAUCGCGAUGGUAGCAGCCUCCUUUCUGUGUGUUCUGUAUGUUUUCGCGACCAUGAUUCUGUGGGCCGUUGGUAUCUGGAUGAUCGUCACCUGGGGCUUGGGAGCUUGCCAGCCUGCGGAAUCAAGGGCCCGCGCGAAUCGCGCCCAAGCCCACUUCCGCGUCGCUCCGCUUUUGAAGAGCAAGACAGGUUUGGACAUGAAGCACUUGGCGCAACUCACCAAGAACCGGGACGAUGAGUCCAACUCAGAGGCCAAGCUCAUCGAAGUCGACCAAAAGUUACCAUACUUCGCUAUCGACCUAGGGCACCUUCAGGCAUUGGCCAAAGAGAGGACUGAAAAAAAUUGA
Ectocarpus sp. CCAP 1310/34 is the source of this 2661-nucleotide messenger RNA. The record is from the annotation of a GenBank genome assembly. NCBI's taxonomy places the organism in Eukaryota, Phaeophyceae, Ectocarpales, Ectocarpaceae.